Messenger RNA from Seriola dumerili (greater amberjack), 2789 nucleotides. RefSeq names its product UDP-GlcNAc:betaGal beta-1,3-N-acetylglucosaminyltransferase 9 (gene b3gnt9). Gene Ontology annotation, cellular component: membrane. The record is from RefSeq and is a predicted model, not a curated record. The transcript has 6 exons. NCBI's taxonomy places the organism in Eukaryota, Metazoa, Chordata, Actinopteri, Carangiformes, Carangidae. The coding region runs from base 1 to 1371 and encodes 456 amino acids. Gene Ontology annotation, molecular function: hexosyltransferase activity.
AUGCUGCUGCUGGUUCUGUUCUGUCUGCUGCUCUAUGCUCGCCAGGUCGUCCUCUCCUCUGGGUGGGACAGACCUGUGUGGAAGCUGGAGAUCCACGGCUCAACCAGCUCCAGUCGGACACUGCUGGGGACCAGUGGAGCCAAAGUGGGCCAGGAGUCUCCAGGGUUCCCACCCAGCCCUCCAGAGCCAGAGCUGCCUGCCUGUAAGUCCCAGUCCAAAUCAAAACCACCUCCGGCCAAAUCCAAACCUCAGGUCAAAUCUAAGGGGAAAUCCAAGUCGCGACGGAAGAAUGCUGUGCCGACCAAGGCUGCUGGAAAUCCUCUGCCCACGAUGCCACCAUUUGACUUUGAGAGUUACUUGCGGGAAAAGGACAACCGAAACUUUAAUCUGCUCAUAGACCAGCCGGAGAAAUGUCACCUCAGAGGAGCAGAGGAGCAAGAGGGAGGAAGAGGAGAUAAAGAGUCUAUUACUGCGCCCUAUAUGCUUAUUGCAGUGAAAUCUAUUGCUGCAGAUUUUGAUAAGCGUCAGGUGGUACGUCGGACAUGGGGUAAGGAGGGACAGUUCCAAAAUGGCGUGUCCAUUCGUACGGUUUUCCUGCUUGGGGUUCCCAAGAAUCGAAGUGCUCUUCCUCUGUGGGAUCGGCUCCUGGCCUACGAGAGUCAGACCUUUCGGGAUAUCCUGCUUUGGGACUUUGAAGACACUUUCUUCAACCUGACGCUGAAGGAAACACAUUUUCUGAAAUGGGUUAACAGCAGCUGUCCUUAUGUCAAGUUCAUCUUCAAGGGUGAUGCUGAUGUGUAUGUGAAUGUGGAGAACAUAUUAGAGAUGUUGCAAGGUCAAAAGCCAGAUGAGGAUCUGUUUGUCGGUGACAUUAUUAUCCAUGCUAAACCCAUUCGCCGACGCAGUUCCAAGUACUAUGUACCGGAGUUUGUGUAUGGAGGGGGUUUGUACCCGAAUUAUGCUGGGGGAGGAGGGUUUGUCAUGUCGGGACACACAGCUCGGAAACUUAGCUCUGCAUGUCAACAGGUGGAGUUGUUCCCCAUUGAUGAUGUCUUUCUGGGAAUGUGCCUCCAGCUGAUUGGCGUCAAACCGUCACGCCACCAGGGCUUUCGGACCUUCGGAAUUCCCCGACCGUCUGCAGCGCCCCACCUUCAGACCUUUGACCCCUGUUUCUACCAAGAACUCAUGGUUGUUCACAGCCUCAGUGUCCCACAGAUCUGGCUCAUGUGGAACCUCCUGCAUGACCCCAAACUGAGCUGCCACAACAGGACCAGCCUGACAUCCUGGCCCUUUAAGUGGAGGGGGAGGACGGAAGAGGAGGCAGGAGAAGAGACGGACUACGGUGAGAAGCGGGUAUUUAUCAUGCAUUAGGGACCUUCUGCAGGGACGAGUGGGAUCUGCAACAGCCCUAGUGAGUACAAAGUAGUUAUAGCGGGGGAUCAGUGGCCAACUUGAAAGGACUGUGAUGUGUUCAAAAGCACGGUUGAGUCAUAGGAGCAUUUAUCCAAGCUGGCAGAUCAACUUGGGGGGAAAUGAAUUGGCAAACAUGCUUCAGAUUUUUCAGUGAGGAAUCCUAGAGAGAAUUUAGGCUUUUUACCAUCAGAGCCCCAUCUGUCUGUUCGCAUGGGGCAAGAUUUUGAUUAGCAAAGACGACUGUGUGAUGAGUUGAAUCUCUGCACUUUUGAAUGUGUAAUCUUACCAAUGUGUUGUGUUACAAACAGAGACACCUUAAGAUUGACGAGGACGACGUAACUUAAUGUGGGUAGCUGGUUUAACCCCAUCCAAAUGUGAAUGCAACCGUUUGUGUGAGACCACAACAAUGUUAAUAGCCUGACUUUCAUUGGACUGUGUCGACAGCCAAGACUGAAAGUGGCUGUAAGCACUGAGAAAACAGCAGAGACUUUUUUGUGUUCUGAUGUGAAUCACUUGCAGAGAUGCUCCUCUCCUCCUUGUUAUGCUGGAUAGAAGCACAAAUGGACGGUCGCAUUAUCUGUUCCCUGGAGGAACAACAAAUGAAACCUAAAUGGAAACCAGCUGCACAGUGGGAACCAGCUGGGACCAUAGUACACAGUCACACAUGCGCGCCAAACCUCUGCUGAAUGUUUCUGAGGCGUGUGUACUUUCAUGUGAACACUUUAGUUAUUACUAUAAUUAUGAUGAUUUGCAUACUGUAAUUAUAUAUUUGAACUCUUUAUAUCUUUACCCUCUUCUGCUCAAAAUGUUCAGUGUUAAAAAUGCUGCAGGAGUGAUUUAUAAUCAUCUUAGUGAUGAUCACUUUAGUCACUGUGUCAGAGGGUCAUUAUCAGUGGCAGUGGAAGAGCAAACACAUGUUAUGGCUAAGACACUGAAUUUAACAAGUGAUACCUGAACAAAAUGGCUGCAAGUUUGUGUUCACACAUCAUCCAAAAGUCUUUUAUUGUUAGUUCUGUUGUGGCUCAUCUGAAUGCAUGCACGCUACUAUAGUCUGUGGUGUAAACACACAGUAGAUGUGGUCAGUGUGGGCAGCUGAGUUUCAGUUCUGGAACACUGAAUGUUUUAAUUAAAUUUUUUUUUUUGGAUAAUGUAAAUGAAGUGAUCUUUACUUUACUGCUUCAUUUGUCAAAGCGAAAGUUUAGAUUUCAACUUUAAUAGUUUAAGACAGUCUCUGUCUUUGUGACUAAUAAUAAUAUAAUUCUGCCAGGUGUUGAUACAAAACAGAUGCUGAGAUCUGGCUCCUGUCUGAAGUCAAGUCAAACGUGCAGCAUAAACUUGAGUUUCAAGAAAUAAAAACCUCCCAAUCUUUUUUCACA